Molecule: messenger RNA, 8682 nt
Organism: Menidia menidia (Atlantic silverside)
Lineage: Eukaryota; Metazoa; Chordata; Actinopteri; Atheriniformes; Atherinopsidae
Source: the annotation of a GenBank genome assembly
AUGCGGUCGGCGGCCCUGCUGGUCGCGCUGUGGUGCUGCUGCAGUGCGCAGCGGAUUGAUUUAGUAUCUCCACGUCGAGGGAGCUCCAAUGGAGCGACUCGACUCACCAUCAGUGGAGACGGUUUUGCUCAGGAGCGUCAGUUCCAGCUCAACCCUCAGGACGACCUGUUUGGGAACCGUGUGACCCUGGUGUCGGACGCCAUGUCGGUCCCCUGCGACCCCUGUGAAGUCCAGACGGUGUCUGACAGCAGGAUCACCUGUCUGACGCCCGAGCCGCCCGCUGACCACCUGGGCCUGUAUCCAGGCGGCAGAGGCCUGAAGAUGGAGGUGUGGAACGACACGGUGUCCCACACCCUGAGCGACAUCUGGACCUACACGGACAACAGCACCGGCUACUGGUGGCACUGGCUGGACUCGCUGCCCCACCGCUUCCCCCUGGAGUUCGACCGCUUCAGCACCAGGACGUCCGGCUUCCUGGUGCCGCCGGCCACCGGGAACUUCACCAUCUACCUGCACUGCGACGACAAGUGUGAGCUGUACCUGAGCAACUCCAGCCGGCCGGAGCACAAGGCCAGGGUGGCCUUCCAGCCCUACUAUGUGGGCAGCCACGGCCAGCUGGACUCCCAGAAGUCCCAAGUGAUGCAUCUGCAGGGCGGCACAGCCUACUACCUGGAGCUGCUGCAGAUGGAAUACCGUGGCCAUGCGCACAUCGACCUGGGCCUGUUCCAGGAGCAGAGCCCCUUCACCCGGGAGCAGACCCUCGACGCCCUCAACGAGGUGCAGCACAUCGUGGCCGACUACCAGGCGUCUGACGAGGAGCAGGUGCUGACCUUUGACUCGUGGAGUCCCGCCGCCCCCGUCAGAGAGGUGCAGCGGCUGAGCGUCAGCUGCCUGGGCGCCCUCUGUGGAAGCGCCUCCUUCAGCCUCAGCUAUGGAGACGCCACAACCGGGGACUUCGGACCUCUGGGCUAUGAGGUCUUUGGCCUGGACGCCAACAUCUCUGUGGCAGAAAUCACUAAAGGGCGAAGCAGCAUGGAGACCUUCACCCUGCUGUGGGGGGGGGUUCCCACGAAGCCCAUAGCCUUCAACGCCACUGAAUCUGAGUACGGAGGUGUCUGUGUCCCAGGUCUGUCGGUGGACAUCGGGGAGGAGGACCUGCAGUUCGCUCUGGAGGGCAUCGCCGGCAUGGGCCAGCUCAAGGUGUCCCAGCAGGGAAGCUGCAGGCGGCCCAAGUGGAGGGUGGAGUGGCUGACCCGGCCCGGAGACCAGCCCCUGAUGGAGGUGGAGGUCUACAUCAACGGGAUCCCCUCCAGGUGCUCCGGGGACUGCAGCUUCAGCUGGUCGGAGGAGCUGACUCCAGUCGUGACUGGAAUCAGCCCGUCUCAAGGUGGGCCGCCCACUGUGAGUAAUGAAGUUAAACUUAACAUCCCAGCUAAAACCAAUGUGGUGGGUUCAGGUUCACACGGCCUCGGGACCCUUCUGACCGUCACUGGAACCGGCUUCAGGAACGAAAACGCAACGAUCCGGGUGGGAAAUGCCAGUUGUCGGGUUGAACAGGUCACAGCCAGCUCUCAGGUGUGCAGACUGGGCCCCUCCAGCGCCGGCUCCUUCCCGGUCUGGGUCAGCUUCCCCUCUGUGGGCGCCGCCCGGCACGCCGGCGGGCUCCCUCUCCUCUUCACCUACCAACUGGGCGUGUCCUCCGUCUCCCCGCCGUCCGGCAGUCUGGCAGGCGGCACCCUGCUGACGCUGAGGGGCUUCGGCUUUGGCCCGGACGCCACCGUGACCGUCGGCGGCGCCGAGUGCGCACUGGUCCAGUCGGCCGACUCGGAGCUGAAGUGCAGGACACCAGCGGGGCCGGCGGGGGCCCAGCCGGUGGUGGUGAGGCUGGGGAACUGGAGCCAGACGGCCAGCAGCAGCUUCACCUACGACGGCGCCCUCACACCAAAGAUCUCCAGCCUGAGUCCUCAGAGCACCACAGUGAUCGGUGAGAUUCACCCUCAGGGCUCAGAGCUGGGGGGGCAGGACAAUGGCAGCAUGGUGCUGGUGGGGGGGCGGGAGUGCCCCCCCCUAAUGUGGACCAACACCUCCAUCAGCUGCCUGCUGCCUGUGCUGCAGCCAGGCCUGCACAGGGUGGAGGUCCAGGUGGGAGCCAGAGGCUUCCCCCAGCUGAGUCCGGCCUCCCUCACAGUCUUCGUGGGCGACACGGUGGUGUGGAGAUGGGAGGCUCCGGCCUUCCAGCCAGUCGGGUACCGCGUCUUUAGCGUCUCCAGCCCGAGCGGAUCCACUUAUGAAGGCGGACCAAUCAACAGCGGAGAGGCCAAGACGGCCAAAGGUGUGAAAGCUUUAAAAGCUGAAUCCCAGCAUUCUCAGGAAGUAGCCAAUCCUCCAGCCAAUCAGGACCAGAGUUGCAGCGGGCCCGUGGACGGCGCUGGCAUCCGGAGGCUGCAGGGCGUGGUCAAAGUCAGGGGUAGAGAGGACAAAACCAGCCCAGUGACCGUCAGGGUGGGCGGCGUGGAGGCCAGGCAGGCGCCGGCAGGCUCUCGUCGGGUCUCCAGAGAGGCCCCCCAGUGUGAGGCGUCCCCUCAGUGCCAGCAGAGCAACAGCUCAGAGGGGCUCAGCUUCAGCGCCUCCAGCUGCUCCACCCCCACCGUCACCUCCAUCUCCCCCAACCAGGGCUCCUACCACCAGGUCAUCACCAUCCAGGGCCGCGGGUUCAGCCUCACCGCGUGCGCCAAUGAGGUGACCAUCGGGGGGGCGUCCUGCCGGGUGCUCAGCAGCUCCGAGUCGGACAUCAGCUGCCAGCUUCCCGCCGACUCCGGCCUCCCGGUGGGCGCGGCCCUCCCCGUGGCGGUGAGCGUCCGCGGCCUGGGCGCCGCCCUGGUUGCCGUGGCGUCCGAGCCCCUGCGCCGCUUCGCCCUGCUGCCGGUGGUGGACUCGGUGGCGCCCGCCGUGGGCAGCCCCACCGGCGGCGCCCGGCUGCUGCUGCGGGGGUCCGGGUUCUCGGAGGGGGGGGCGGUAACGGCGGCCGGCGAGCCGUGCGGCGUGCUGCGGCUCAACUACACGCACGUCGAGUGCGCCGCCGCGCCGUCCCGGCCGAACGCCGCCGGCGCCGUGCUCUUCCAGGCCGGGCGCCUCCAGAGCUCCUGCUCCGCCAACUGCUCCUUCCUGUACUCGCCGGACGCCACUCCCUUGGUCAGCGGCGUCUCCCCGGACAACGUGGACGGCCCGACAGUGGUGACCAUCUCGGGCGCCGGAUUCGGCGCGGCCGAGGGGGGCGUGGCCGUGUUUGCGGGCGCCGCCCAGCUGGAGUUAGUGAAUGUGGAACGAAGCCUGUCUGUAUAUCAGGUGGCGUCCGUAACCGACGGCAACAUCACGGCCAGAGUGGGCGCCCUGCCCGCCGGCGCCCACCCGCUCGCCGUGCUGGUGAGGAGCAGGGGCCUGGCGGCGGGGGGCGCCACCCUGACCAGCCGGGCCCGGGCCGCCCUGAGCCCCCCCGCCGGCAGCCUGGCGGGGGGCACGCCGCUGGUCGUCAGGGGCAACGGCUUUGCUCCUGGGAACACCAGCGUGGCGCUGGGGGGGGCGGCCUGCCGCCUGCAGGAGGUGACCCCCGGCCUGCUGCGCUGCCUCAGCCCCCCCCACGCCGAGGACCAGGUGGACCUGACCAUCCGGGUCCUGGACGUGGAGUUUCCCCCUCUGAGCUUCAACUACUCUGCAGACCUGACGCCCAACGUCAGCUCCAUCAGCCCCCCCAGCGGCAGUGACAGGUCUCCUCCAUCAGGGCCGAGCGGGUCCAUCAUCACGCUGACCGGCUCGGGCUUUGGCGCCGACCCCCAGCUCCUCUCCGUCACCAUUAACCACGUCCCCUGCAACCUGACGGCCGUCUCCGACUCGCAGCUCCAGUGCACCGCCGGCAGCAACCCGGGGGGCACCUACCCGGUGGUCCUGCACCACGGGGUCAAAGGUCACGCCCUGUCAGAGGUAGCGUUCACCUACGAGCUGACGCUGAGCGGCGUGCAGCCCACCGAGGGCAGCUUUGGCGGCGGCGCUCUGCUGACCCUUCAGGGCUCCGGGUUCGACCCCCACAGCUCCAGGGUGCUGAUCUGCGGGGAGGAAUGUGACGUCCUGAGGGAAAAGUCUACAUCCACCCGUCUGUACUGCCAGAGUCCAGCCAACAACGGCUCCCAGUCGGAGGUCAGCUGCCCCGUUUCUGUGGUCAACCCGCUGGAUGCUGCCAACAUAUCGGCCGGCUUCACCUACAAGUCUGAGCUGACCCCGGUUAUCCGGGAGGUGUCUCCUCGCCGGGGGGGCACGGCCGGCGGCACCCGGCUCACCAUCGCCGGCUCCGGGUUCAGCUCCGACCUGAGUGAGGUCAGCGUGUCCAUCGCCGGUUCGGUGUGUGACGUCCAGUCCUCCAACCUCACGCACAUCGUCUGCCUGACCGGCGCCCAGAACCGCUCGCAGGAAGCCACAGUCCGAGUCGCCAUCGGCAACCGCGGCGUGGCCCAGCAGGGUGGCGCAGACUUCUUCUACAUCGACGUGUGGUCGUCCAGGUUCACCUGGGGGGGUCUGACCCCCCCCGAAAGGGGCUCGUUUGUGGUCAUCACCAAAGGUCAGACCAUCCUGCUGGACGCCAGCACCCCUGUGCUCAAGAUGCUCCUGAUCCAAGGGGGGACGCUGGUGUUCGACGAGGCCGACCUGGAGCUGCAGGCGGAAAACAUCCUGAUCACAGACGGCGGGCGGCUGCAGGUGGGCCAGGAGGGGGCGCCCUUCCAGCACAAAGCCGUCAUCACGCUGCACGGAAACCUGCGCUCACCUGAACUCCCCGUUUAUGGAACCAAGACGCUGGCGGUCAGAGAGGGACAGCUGGACCUGCAUGGGCUCCCCGUCCCGGUGACCUGGACCCAUUUGGCCCAGACGGCGCCGGCCGGCUCCGACAGGCUGACCCUGAUGAUGGAGGUCACCUGGAAACCUGGAGACCAGAUCGUGAUCGCUUCCACCGGCCAUCGGCACAGUCAGAGAGAGAACGAGGUGCGGAGCAUCAGCUCGGUGUCGGCCGAUGGGAGGACCCUCACCCUGACCGAGCCGCUCAGCCAUGCCCACCUGGGGGUGGCCGUCACACUGCCUGACGGCACCGUCUUCCAGGCCCGGGCCGAGGUGGGCCUGCUCACCAGGAACAUCGUGGUCCGGGGAUCCCAGCACCAGGACUGGAACGAGCAGAUCCAGGCUUGCCCAGACGGCUUCGACACCGGGGAGUUUGCCACCCAGACCUGCUUCCAGGGCCGCUUCGGGGAGGAAGCGGGCAGCGACCAGUUUGGGGGCUGCAUCAUGUUCCACGCCCCCCGGCCGGGUCAGAACCUGGCAGUGGGCCGGCUGGAGUACGUGGAGGUGUCCCACGCGGGCCAGGCCUUCCGGCUGGGCCGGUACCCCAUCCACUGGCACCUGAUGGGCGACAUCGGCUUCCAGUCGUACGUGCGCGGCUGCUCCAUCCACCGGACCUUCAACCGGGCCGUGACCAUCCACAACACGCACCGGCUGCUGGUGGAGCACAACGUGGUCUACGACGUCAUGGGCGGCGCCUUCUUCAUCGAGGACGGCGUGGAGACCCAGAACGUCCUGCAGUACAACCUGGCCGUGCUGGUCAAGCAGAGCACCAGCCUGCUGAACGACGACGUCACGCCGGCCGCCUUCUGGGUCACCAACCCCGACAACGUGCUGCGGCACAACGCCGCCGCCGGCGGCUCGCACUUCGGCUUCUGGUACCGCAUGCACGAGCACCCCGACGGCCCGUCCUACGACCCCAACGUCUGCCAGAAGCGGGUGCCGCUGGGCGAGUUCUCCAACAACACCGUGCACUCGCAGGGCUGGUUUGGCCUCUGGAUCUUCCAGGACUUUUUCCCCAUGCGUGGCGGCGGCUGCCGGUCGAGGACGCCGGCGCCCGCCGUCUUCCGCUCGCUCACCGCCUGGAACUGCGAGAAGGGCGCCGAAUGGGUCAACGUGGGCGCCGUGCAGUUCAGCGGCUUCCUCAUGGUCAACAACGAGAAAGCCGGCGUGGAGGCCAAGCGCAUCUUCCAAUGGGCCGUGAGCGGCUUCGGCGAGGACGGCGGCGCCACCGUGACCAACAGCACAAUGGUGGGCCACCUGGACGAGCUGGGCCUGGGCGCCCAGCAGUGCACGCAUCGCGGCGUUAUCGCGCCGCUCGAUGACGGCAUGAGCGUCCUGGACACCAAGUUCAUCAACUUCAACCGCAACAGCUGCGCCGCCGUGGGCGUGGCCAAGAUCGACGGCACCUGCGUGGACCGCUGUGGUGGCUGGGCUGUCCGGUUCGCCGGGGUCCAGUUCCUGAACGCACCCAACAAGGCCGGCUUCAGGUGGGAGCACGAGGUCCAGCUGGUGGACACGGACGGCUCCCUCACCGGCAAUGCUAACCACAAAGUGGUGCCCAUGAGCAGCCUGCUGGACCCUGCUCGCUGUUCCCAGGAGGCCCAGUGGAGCGUGGGCUUCCCCGGCGCCGUGUGCGACCACACCGUCGAGUUCCACCGACUGGCCUUCAACAACCCCACGCCAACCUCUCUGAAGGCCAAAGACGCCAUCUUUACCAACUCACAUGGUACUGAACGCCUCCCAAUGCAGAGGAGGCUCAGUUUCCUAUCAGCUUUACUGCCUCCUGCUGGAACCAGCGUGGUCCCGUUCCUGAAGAAGAGGAUGACUCAUAAGUAUGGCUGGAUGGCGCUGCUGCCCUCGGGGCAGACAUACAACUGGUACUUUGACAAUGUGGACCAAAUCACCAACAUUACCUACAACGCCAGGUUCUAUGGUUUCAAGAGAGAUGUCUUGUGUCCAAACGCAGGGCGCUGGGUGGUGCUGGACGCCGACACGCCUCCCCUCAACAAGCUGACCAUCGUUGGAGUCCUGGAGAUCCCCGACACCAUGAACCAGUCCAGCAGGACGGCCCGGUCCACUCCCCAGUACAGAACCACGGUGGUGGAUGCCGUCUACAUCUCCAUCCAGGAUGAGCCCUUCAGAGGUCAGCUGCUCAUCAAACUGAGGGGAAACCACAACACUCCUGACUGGCCGCUGCCAAAUGGACCCAACCAGGGCUCCAAAGUCCUGGGGGUGUUCGGCUCGCUGGAGCUGUUCGGCCUGCCUCGUGACGUUUACCACACAAAGCUGGCCGCCACCGCCGCCGCCGGCUCCACCAGGCUGACACUGGCAAAGCCCGUCGACUGGCAGGCCGGGGACGAGAUCGCCAUGUCCACCAGCAGCUACGACGCCCGCGAAACCGAGAAGCAUCGGAUCAGCGCCGUGUCGGCAGACGGCCGCGUCCUGACCCUGAGCCGGCCUUUGAGCCACACCCACAUCGGUGACACGCACUCUGUGGCGGGCACCUCCUUCUCCUACACGCUGGCGGCCGACGUCGGCCUCCUGACCAGGAACAUCAAAGUGGAGGGGGCUGAGUACCCCGACAUGCUGGCCGAGUCGUUCGGGGCCCGGCUGCUGGUGGGGGCUUUCUCCAGCUCUGGGAUAGACUUCAGAGGCAAAGCUCAGAUCAGGAACGUGGAGUUCUUCCACUCUGGUCAGGAGGGCUGGACCGACUCCUUCGACCCGCGCUACUCUGUGGCCUUCCUGGACCUGGGACAGGUGCCUGCAGGCGAGUCUGACAUCCAGGGCUGCGCUUUCCACGACGGCUUCUCUCCAGCCAUCGGCGUCUUCGGGACGGAGGGGCUGCACAUCUCUGACAACGUGGUCCACCACACUGUGGGGGAAGGCAUCAGGAUCCGGGGCAGCAGGACAACGCUGAGCAGGAACCUGGUGAUGAUGAGCCUGUGGCCGGGAUCCUACCAGGACAGAGAGGAGCCCUUUAACUUCGACUGGAACGCCGCCAUCGAGGUGAUCGAGGCCACCGGCGUGGUGCUGCAGCACAACAUCGUGGCUGGCUUCCAGCGGGUGGCCUAUCGCGUGGACGGGGAGCCCUGUCCUGGGUCUUCUGGCGCCAGUGAUGGCGGCGAGGCCUGGGUCCACAACGAGGCGCAUGGCGGCCUGUACGGCGUCUACCUCAACGGGGACGGCUUGCCCGGAUGCAGCCUCAUCCAGGGCUUCUUCGUCUGGAGGAGCUUCGACUACGGCAUCUACUUCCAGGUGGGGAAGCAGAUCCAGAACAGGGGGCUUGUAGCCCAUCCCCCACAGGUCUCCAUGAGCGUGGUCAUCUCCAACGUCACCCUGGUGGAGAACGGGAUGGGCGUCAUGCCCCUGGUCUACGGCCCCCCCUCGCUGUCCCACGCCCUGGCUGAUAAGACGGUCCUGGUCCAGGACUCCUGGAUCGUGGGCAGCAGCCCCAGCUUCAACUGCUCGGACACUUUGAGCUCUGACGACUUCAACGUGGAGACCACCUCCUCCCACCGAGCCCCCAGGCCCCCAUCAGGAGGCAGAUCAGGAAUCUGCUGGCCCACCUUUCAGUCGGCACACAACACGGCUCCAGCCAAACCGCAUCACCUGAACAUGAACUAUAACGCCAUCAAAGGCCUAAUGAGGGUCACAGACACCACAUUUGUCCAUUUUGGCGACGUCUGUUCUGGUGAAACCGACUUCAUGUUCAUGACCAACCCGCUGAACGAGGACCUGCAGCACCCGGUUGAGGUGUCGGCCAUAAGGACGCUGCACAGCAGCGAGCAGGCCAAAGGCUAA